AUGGCCGAGUGCGUGUGGCUGCGUCAACUCCUUGGCGAGCUCUUCCUGCUAGUCGAGAAGGCGACCCUUGUCUACUGCGACAACGUGUCCGUGGUGUACCUCUCCAUCAACCCCGUCCACCAUCGCCGCACGAAGCAUGUGGAGCUAGACAUUCACUUUGUGCGCGAGCGCGUGGCCCUUGACCAUGCUGUCAACUCGGAGAGGGCCCUUCAGUUCCCAGUGUUCCACAAAGAACACUCCUGUGUCCAACAAUCUCUGAACCAUCUCAGGCCAACCGAGGAGGUGAAGCUGCGCAUUGAUGUCAUGAAGAACCUUAGCAUCAACAACUUUGCCUAUUUAAUGCCAAUCAAAAUUGGCACCCCAGCCAUAUGGAAUUUGGUGGCCAUUGACACUGGGUCCACACUCUCGUUUGUCCAGUGCCUCCCAUGCACAGUGAAUUGCCACAAGCAAGAUGUGGGCGCUGGCCAAUUAUUUGACCCCAGCAAAUCCAGCACAAUUGGGCGUGUUGGGUGCUCAAAUGUGGUCUGCCGUGCUAUCCAAGAGAGCCUGCCUGUUCCCACCAAAGCAUGCAUGGAGAGAGAGGACAGUUGCCUGUAUUCCAUGAGCUAUGGAAGAGAGUCUUCAUACUCUGUUGGCAAGAUAGUAACUGAUAGACUGACCCUUGGGCCCAAUGAUGAAGCAGUUAUCGCUGGGUUUGUUUUCGGCUGCAGCUUAGGCACCAAUUACAACAAGCUUGAAGCCGGAAUCAUGGGGUUUGGCGCAGAGGCCUUCUCCUUCUUCAUGCAAGUGUCCCACUUCGUUGGAUACGAGGCUUUCAGCUACUGUUUCUCAAGUGACAGGCAGAAGCAAGGGUAUUUGUCAAUUGGAAACUAUAGCCGCACCAGCUCUUCCUAUUCAACACCAAUGUUCGUGGCGACGCCCCGGCCGGUGUUUUCUAAACUGCCCAGAUCCAUGUACUCUUUGCAGCUGAAUUCAUUGUCCGUCAACGGAAUCACCCUGCACUCAGACCCCUACGAGAUGACCGUUGACAGUGGGACAGAGAUGACCUUGUUGCUGUCGGAUACGUUCGAUGAGCUAGACAAUGCAGUGACCCAAGCCGUGGAGCCUCUUGGGUAUAUGCGGACCCGUUCUACCAUCUGGAGCGACAAUCAUAUUUGCUUCGAGGACAAGGAUUUCACACCUUUCAAGAAUUGGUCCGCCCUGCCGGUGGUGGAGCUGUUAUUUGGAUCAGGCGCAAAGCUAAGGGUGCCGCCCCAAAGCGCCUUCUACAAUGACGGGGGUCACGGCCUGUGCAUGUACUUUGUGCGGGAUGCAUUUUUUGUCAAGGGCAUGCAGAUUCUGGGGAACACGGUAACGCAAUCGAUUGGGAUCACGUUCGACAUCCAAAGCGAACAAUUUGUGUUUCGGGAAGGAGAGUGCUGACAACUUACAUGUCUUCUUCAAUCAUCAAGCCUUCUCCUUCUGCUCGGUUGCCUCCAGUCAGCAACCUUGGAGGCUUGGCUUCGUCAUCAGAUGACUAAUGUGUCCUUAGCAUGCAGGCUCGCUUAGUGGUUUGAGUUGAGUGUCUUAGGUCUAGGUUUUCAGACUCCCAAAGUUGGCGGUGUGUGAUGACUGCUGCUUCAACACCAGUGGGCCAACAUCAUUGUGUGUGUGUGCGCGCGCGCGCGCGCAAAUGUGCUUUCCACAGUGGGGGUGAUGUCGUACUGAGAGUGUGUAUCCAAGAACUGUGGCC
Messenger RNA from Triticum dicoccoides, 1732 nucleotides. RefSeq names its product aspartic proteinase CDR1-like. The transcript has 3 exons. The record is from RefSeq and is a predicted model, not a curated record. The coding region runs from base 1 to 1422 and encodes 473 amino acids. Lineage: Eukaryota; Viridiplantae; Streptophyta; Magnoliopsida; Poales; Poaceae.